GCGGCGCGGCCACGUGCGCGUGGAGCGAUGGCGCGAGCGCUGCGCGCGCUGCGCGGGGCGGCGGGAGCGGGGUCUGGGCCCGGGCCCGAACGGGGGCCGCGAGUGCGGUUCGGGCCCAGCCCCACAGGUUUUCUGCAUUUGGGUGGCCUUCGGACUGCUUUGUACAAUUAUAUCUUUGCCAAAAAACACCAAGGGACCUUUAUUUUGAGAGUGGAGGAUACAGAUCAGAAUCGGGUGGUGCCCGGAGCUGCAGAAGGAAUAGAAGAUAUGUUGGACUGGGCAGGUAUCCCCCCCGACGAGAGCCCGUGCCGAGGCGGCCCCCGCGGUCCGUACGUGCAGUCGCUGCGGCUGGAGCUGUACCGAGGUGCCAGCGCGGCGCUGCUGGAGAGCGGGGCUGCCUAUCGCUGCUUCUGCACCCCCCAGCGCCUGGAGCUGCUCCGCAGGGAGGCCCUGCGCUGCCAGCACACCCCGCGAUAUGACAACCGGUGUCGGCACCUGACGCCCGUGGAAGUGGCCCAGAAGCUGUCACAGGGCCUCGACUACGUUGUCCGCUUCCGGCUGGAGAAGGGCGUGGAACCCUUCCAGGACCUGGUCUAUGGCUGGAACAAGCACGAGGUGGCUGAGGUGGAAGGCGACCCCGUGAUUCUCAAGGGGGACGGGUUCCCCACGUACCACCUGGCAAACGUGGUGGAUGACCACUACAUGGGCAUCACCCACGUGCUGCGCGGGACCGAGUGGCUGACCUCGACCUCCAAGCACCUGCUUCUCUACAAAGCCUUUGGCUGGGAGCCCCCUCAGUUUGGGCACCUCCCGCUGCUGCUGAACAAGGACGGUGGGAAGUUGUCCAAGAGGCAAGGGGACAUCUUCCUGGAGCGCUUUGUUCGGGAUGGCUUCCUGCCGGAGGCACUGCUGGACAUCGUCACCAACUGCGGCUCGGGGUUCACAGAGAAGCAGAUGGGGAGGACUUUGGAAGAGCUGAUCUCACAGUUUGAAAUAGGCAGAAUUACCACCCAUUCUGCCCUCCUGGAUCUUGAAAUGCUCCCAGAAUUCAACAGGAUUCACCUCACCCGUCACAUCGAGAACGAAAGGCUGCGCCAGAGGCUCGUUAGGGAGCUGCAGGAGCUGGUGAAGCACAUCUAUGGGGAUCAGCAAGUGGAUCCAGAGGUUCUGGAAAAGGAAUACGUGGAGCGAGUCCUUCUGCUGAGAAAAGGUCACAUCAGCCUCCUGAAGAAUCUGGUGUCGAGUGAUUACUCUUACCUGUGGGUCAGGCCUUCGGUGUCCCGACAGCAGCUGCAAAUGAUUUCUGCAGAAGUAGAUGAAAUAGGAAAACUAGUCUUAGGGCUCGUGACAAGGCAGGCAGCUGCCUUGACCGUGGAGGAGUUGAACAAAGACCUGAGAAACCUCCAGAAGCAAACCAGAGAGACCAAGUACAGCAGCAUGAUGCAGCUCCUCCGCUUGGCACUCAGUGGGCAGCAGGUACAAACAAGAGCACGGGCCGAGCGUUGCCGAGAUGAUGGUGACUUUGGGAGCCAAGGAAGUGAGUGGCCGGAUCCACAGAGCGCUGUCCAGCUGAGUGGCCGGAUCCACAGAGCGCUGUCCAGCUGAGUGGCCGGAUCCACAGAGCACUGUCCAGCUGAGUGGCCGGAUCCACAGAGCACUGUCCAGCUGAGUGGCCGGAUCCACAGAGCACUGUCCAGCUGAGUGGCCGGAUCCACAGAGCACUGUCCAGCUGACGGGACCGCGGUGACACUGCCAGGCUGCUCUCGGAUGGCACAGGAGCACGUGCCAUUGUCCUCCACCUGUGGUUUUGAUCUCAGCACGAUUAUUUCUGAUCAGAUGAGCUAGGCUUUAGAUCAGGCAGGUGUCCAUGCUGUUUCCAGGUCUGUUUGUACCUGCACUAAGCACAAACCACUUUGUCUGGAAGAGAAACCAAAUCCAAAUUCAGCUGUGUCCUGCUGUCACCUUGUGCAUGGAGCCUGGUUUGUACAGGGAGCCUGGUUUCCAGGGUGGGAGAAAAAGACAUUUAUCAGCAUUUAAAUUCAGACCACGUGGACAGGAAGUAACUGCUGAUAGCAGCAGAUGAGUCUCUUUUUGGAGAUAGCUUCACAAUCAGGGUACCUACAGCUACGACAACACAGGUCCCCAGUAAAUGCUGUGUGGGGAAGGUAUUUUUAUAUAUAGAAAUAUAUAUAUAUUUGAGCUUCUGCCUUCUUAGCUGCCAUGGUGUCCUACCAAGCUAAGUGAGCUGCUUGGAGAAGGGAACUCUCCUCCCUGUGUACUGUGUCAUGUGCGUGGUUCUGCUAAAAAUAUCCCCGAUCCAGAGAUUGGAAUGUCUUUUCCUCUUUUGUCUGAUGCCCUUUUAAUUAUUAAAUUAAUGUGGUAACUUUU
Molecule: messenger RNA, 2388 nt
Organism: Pipra filicauda (Wire-tailed manakin)
Lineage: Eukaryota; Metazoa; Chordata; Aves; Passeriformes; Pipridae
Gene: EARS2
Product: glutamyl-tRNA synthetase 2, mitochondrial
Exons: 9
Coding region: 28-1605 (525 amino acids)
Biological process (GO): glutamyl-tRNA aminoacylation
Molecular function (GO): zinc ion binding; glutamate-tRNA ligase activity; tRNA binding
Source: RefSeq, a predicted model, not a curated record